AUGACUUAUGCCAAACAAAUUGAAGCCAAAAAGUUGCAGGAGUGGUCUAGAGGGUUCAAGAAAGCUAGAGUAGAUGGUGGAGGGUCUAACUCUCAAAGUUACGAUUAUGGUAGCAAUGGAAAAUGUCAAGGUAGGAAACCGUUUAUUUGUAAAGAUUUCACUAAUAAUCAUCCUCCCAAGUUCAACAAGGAUAAGGGUCCUAAUCACAUGUUCUCAAGAGAUAAUGUUGGCGCCCAAGAUUUUCCCCCAUGUAAGAAGUGUGGGAGGACCCAAAAAGGGGAGUGUUUUGCGGGCUCAAAUGUGUGCUUCAAGUGUGGAAAACCGGGUCACCAUGCUAAGAAUUGUAGAGGUGGUGGUGGUGGUGUUAAUAGGACUCAAGUCCAAGUUGAUCAUGAUCAACAAGCUUAUGGAGGUGGCAAAUGCACCAACCAUUUCUAUGCUUUGCAUAGGAGGUGA
Solanum dulcamara is the source of this 456-nucleotide messenger RNA. Its product is annotated as cold shock domain-containing protein 3-like. Gene Ontology annotation, molecular function: nucleic acid binding; zinc ion binding. The coding region runs from base 1 to 456 and encodes 151 amino acids. The transcript has a single exon. NCBI's taxonomy places the organism in Eukaryota, Viridiplantae, Streptophyta, Magnoliopsida, Solanales, Solanaceae. The record is from RefSeq and is a predicted model, not a curated record.